Hibiscus syriacus is the source of this 1179-nucleotide messenger RNA. RefSeq lists its product as uncharacterized. The transcript has 5 exons. The record is from RefSeq and is a predicted model, not a curated record. Bases 124 to 972 code for a protein of 282 amino acids. NCBI's taxonomy places the organism in Eukaryota, Viridiplantae, Streptophyta, Magnoliopsida, Malvales, Malvaceae.
AACCUAUCUUUCUUUGCGUCUCUCUUAUAUUCCAUCUUCCCUCGCGUUUUGAAUGAGCUAAGAAUCCAUGUCGAAAUUUUGAUUAACACGUUAGAUGGAACACUCAGAAUCAAACAUCAUCAGAUGGUUCAACAAAUGCUAGACUCUAAAUUCAGUGAAUACGGACUCAUGAAUCCAGUGGAUAACUCACCCACUUGUGGUAAGCAACGUCCGGUCGGUGCAAAGAAGACGCCGUUGAGAGAUCUCCAGAACGAAAAUAGGGUUGUACACAACCCCACUGGAAGCUCCCCAUUUUCUAAAGAUGGAGGACUUCGUAUUGAUCAUAUCAAGGUCUCUGGAACUAAGAGAGCAUCUCCUGAAUGUCCUCUGAGCCCCUCACAAUGCCAAUCUCCAAGCAAUACUGCUGCAAAUGGACACCUUGUCUAUGUCCGGAGAAAAUGUGAAACCGAAUUAGCCAAAAGCAGUGCUUUUGAUUGUACCGACACAAGUAAUUUCCAACGGAUGAUGCAAGUUACACAACCGGAGGAAAUUGGCCUACUAAAAUCCCGAAUAAAGGAGUCGAAAGUUUCUUGUUCUCCAGCAUUUGCACCACUUCCGAAAGCAUCCUUAACAAGUUCAUCUGCCAAACCUUCGGUACCUUUACCUCUUGGGAAUUCUGCUACAAAAUUAACACCCUUAGACUCCAAUCAACUUCCAGUUGUUACCACUACCCCUUUGUGCGAUAGUCCGAAAGGAAUUAGUAAACUUCAUUGGGAAGAGCGAUAUUAUCACUUGCAGAUGCUACUGAAAAAGUUGGACCAAUCCAAUCUAGAGGAUUAUACCCAAAUGCUUCGAUGUUUUUCUGCAGUCGAACUCAGCAGACAUGCUGUUGAGUUGGAAAAGAGAUCAAUUCAGCUCUCACUGGAGGAAGCGAAAGAAUUGCAGCGUGUCGGCAUUUUAAACGUCCUCGGGAAAACUACGAAGAUGGCUUAAGCACCCUUCACUCAAACAGAUCAGUCAUGCAAAUGAAAGGGGACCAAACUGCAAGGUAGCAAGUGUGGUAAAAGCUGUAGCCUGUUUUAGAGAGUGAAUGCACGAACAUGGAUUAUCUUCUGUUUAUUUUUCUUAGCAAAAGCUAGGGGAAAUUAUCAAUUUCUGGUUGUACUGUUAUAUUGUGGUGAAAUGAUCCUCUUUUUCUAC